Molecule: messenger RNA, 5381 nt
Organism: Acanthoscelides obtectus
Lineage: Eukaryota; Metazoa; Arthropoda; Insecta; Coleoptera; Chrysomelidae
Source: the annotation of a GenBank genome assembly
GAUCAUUUGAUAACUACUGAUUGUAACCUGCAUUACUUUUGCCAUUAUUUAUUAUAAAAUUAUUAGUUCAUAGUUUGUGAGUUCCUUUUAUGUCAAAUUAAGGGAGAUCAGAGAACAAAUAUAGGAUAUAAUUUCAAGAAGAUAUACACUGAGAACCAAAUUUGUCUGAUGGGUUGAGUUUAAUGAGUAUGAGAUUCUCGUGUGUAUAGACAAAGAUAGAAGCCAGCUGGAUAGCGAAGCUCAUCACUGCGUUGCCUGGUAACGCUGACGCGGCAAUCUGCUUCAUGAUCAUAGAUGGACGAUUUUUGUCAGUACCCAUCUAGGGCUCAUUGUGGAGUGUCAUCCUGCUUUGGAAUGGGUUUCACCUGCAUACACUCAGGCAGUGAUAAUUUAAAUUGGAUAAUGUUAUUUGUUACAUUUUCCGACCUCUUGCUGUCGCAAAAUGUAGCAAUAACUCAGGAUGUGUUGAUUUUAUCACCAUCGGUGGAAAUCAAACAUAAUUAUAGAAUAAAUUAAAAGACUAAGUCGCAUCAAAAUUAAAAUAAAUGUAACCAAAACGAAAACAAAAUAUUGAAUUAAAUGUUCGAACACACACCCUUCUUGUGUUUGAAAGUAACCUAACCUAUUAAAUCUUGCAAUACACUUUUAAAUUCAUCUAUUAUUUUUCGAGUGACCCUUAUUCACAUGAAUUUACUUGUAGUCAGUUAGAUGUGGGGUCUAAAGUUACACAAUGUUGCCUACGUUUCAGAAAAUUUCUUCCUUCAGAGCUCCUUUUAGUAGAAAACUGUGGUGGUUAAAUGAAUCUUGCACGUUUAUUAAUAUUUUGCACAUUCUAGAUAUCAAUAUUUGAAAACAGUGAUGUACUGUUAUGUUUUUAUGGCUAGACUCAGAAAGUUGUUAAAUUCAUGUUUCAGACGAGAAUGCAGUCCCUUACCGCUUCCGGGUCCGAGGGAAUAGGUGAAACCUUUUUACGGAUGGUCCGACACGAAGGGCUGUUACGACCUGUCAGGGGAAUGUCCGCAAUGAUUGUGGGGGCGGGUCCUUCACAUGCGCUGUAUUUUAGCAGCUACGAGUACCUCAAAAAUACAUUUACAAAGUACACCAAUUCAGCUAGGUACCACACGUUAAUAUAUGGUGCCUCGGGAUGUAUAUCUACAUUGAUCCACGAUGGAUUUAUGAACCCUGCUGAAGUGGUGAAACAACGAAUGCAAAUGGUAGGAUCACCUUACAAAUCGGCCCUGAGGUGCGCAAUCAAUAUUUACCAAAAAGAAGGCCUGGGGGCAUUUUAUCGUUCCUAUACAACCCAGCUGACAAUGAACAUACCAUUCCAGAGCAUACAUUUUAUGGUGUAUGAGCUGUCACAAACGUUUUUGAACAAGGAUCGAGCGUAUAAUCCAUUGGCUCACAUGGCAAGCGGAGCGAUGGCGGGAGGCAUGGCCUCUGCUAUUACCACCCCACUGGACGUUUGUAAAACGUUACUGAAUACUCAACAAAGCGGUAAACCCAGCGGAUUAGUGCAAGCAAUUAAGCUGGUCUAUAGACUAGGAGGACCUACGGCAUUCUUCAAAGGUAUGCAAGCUCGAGUGAUGUACCAAAUGCCCGCAACAGCCAUCUGUUGGUCAACGUACGAGUUUUUCAAAUACAUCCUGGGCAAGAACCACGAAGUACGAGUGAUACCACAACCUCUGUCACCAGAAAAAGAAACCUCAAAGUUAGAACCUGCGCCUAGCGACGUCCACAACGAAAAGUACAGUCUGAAGUCCAGGGACUUACCCGCAAUGUCCAGCGCAGGCCUGUAUGGCUCCAUUCAGUUUAACACCAUGCACAAGACCGACUACAAAAAGAAAGACUUCACCGAUAUGAUCCAUACAUAGCGAUUUUAAGUCGCGUACCUCAUUCUGCGUACUGUAAGUAUUAUUUUUAACCGUUGAACAUGUGUACAGAUUUGUAAUAUAUAUAUAUGAAUAUGAUUAUGAUAAAUGUUGGCUUAUUCAUCUGUGUUGGGAUGAUGGAAAAAUAGAAUUUAGGGUGGUGAGUGGGCACCAGGCACAAAAUAUUUUUUUUGAAAAAUUUGUUACUUUAGAAUAUCCACUCAAAACUUCGGCCAUUUUCUGUAUGUAAAUAUAUAUUGUGAUUGUAUCAAGAAUAGACGUCAAUGAUUGUAAAUUGGCUUAACCAGUUUUAACAGUCAACAUUUUCCUUGAACAAUAACUUGAAAUAUAGUAAUUCUCUGUUACUUUGUGCUGCUACGGUAAACUAAAUUGAUAUUUUCAUUACCCCAUUUUUUAUCGAGGUAGAUCACCUUGAGGAGCCAAGAUAAAAAUGUCGACAAUAUACUGAAACUAGUUUUUUUCAAUAUGUUUUCUGUAAUUUUAUAUUUUUGCCUUAACUUCUUGUUGCAGUUGUGUGCUCAUGUUGUUUGUGACAACUGCAAGAUCAAGUGAUGAAGUUUCUCUUUACAAAAUGGCUGUAUCAAAUAUAGCAUUUCAAAGAUAAUUGUAGAUGUCCCGUUUUAUCAGAGGUGGCAUUCUAGUUCCUCAUUGCAAAAUGCUUAGGAGUAAAAAUAAGUAGUUAUUAACUUUUGUGUUAGAUGGCCUUAUUGCUGUUUUCAUUUUUUAUUUCAAUUUUUCAUGGUAUUUAAUUCUCCUCUUCUCAAUUUUUGUUUUAUUGUAUUUGAGGGAUUUCAUUUAAACCAUUUCACAUUCAUAUUGUUCAUAAUAAUCAAUCGUAUAUCGUGGCUUUUGUCAGAACUGUAGUGGAAACUGGAAUGCUAUUCUAUUUCAAUAUCUAAAACUCUGGCAGUGUUUAGCUAUUGAAGAAAAAAUAACUCUUUCCUUCAAACUUUUAUUUCCUCAAAAAGGAUAAAAAUGUACGUAUGUAUGAACGUAUUAAAAUAAAACUCAUACAAUUUCAUAUGUUGAUAUUACAAGUAUACAUUUUAACAUCAAAUAAUAAUCAUCUUUUACAUUGCUAUAUGUUACCAUUUGAGGUACAGAUACGUUGAAUAUCUUGCACAUUAGGAAUACGGUUUGAUACUUGAUCUACGUUUGUAUACCUACCUCAAUUUCUAUGACAUAACUAUAAAAGACAUUUAAGAAUUCAUGCGACGUUGCCAGACUUCGCACAGAUUAGCAGAGACAUAUAAAGUAACAUUUUGUAAUCCAUUCUACGCUUCGGAUUUAUUUCAAUAUUUUGAUAAUAUUUCGACGGCCUGCAAUCGGUGGUACUAUCGUUGAACAGAUGAAAACAAAAUGUUUUCAAACUGUUGUAAGACAUCAAAUACCAGUGCUGGCUGCUGCAGAAAAGUUGAAACAACAACAUACCGUGUAAUAUCGAUUUCAACGUACUUACGCCAGAUAGCACCUCGACGUUCGCUUUGUGCUGUGGAACGUUGAAACAAAACAUCAGUGUGAUGUUUAGCAAUAUGAUUUUCUGUUAACCCUAUGGGUCACUAUACACAUGUAUGCAUAUGAUAGGUACUACUUCCAUUUUUAUGUUGUAUAAUUAUUUUGCCAGAUAGUGAUAUUUUUGGUCAAAUUAUGAGUAAACUUCCAUUGGCAGUGACGCAGAAAGAAAUUCAUCACCAGGUGGAACAGUGACAGAGCAAGGUGGUUUAGCUGGAUAAACUAAGUAUUUUAUAUGAUAUGAUAUUUCAUAAGCUACUGUCUCGUACCCACAUUGAAUCUAUCAAUAUAACUUUUUUUGAGGAAUUAGUUUUUAUAUAAUAAUACACAAAAGAUAUUAGAUGCGCAUGUAUGUGGUGCGAUGUUUCUUUUUCCAGAAUGCCGAACAAGACGUUUUACUUCCAAAUGUCAUUAUUCUGCUUUUUUGUCCUCUGAGCAGAGUAGCAACGUUCUAUUUUCUGUAUUAAUAUAAAACGCUAAGUUUAUUCAGCCCAAAACCAAUUUUGCUAUUGUACAAGCCAUUAUGUGGAACAAAUUUUUCAACGAUUUGUUGAUGAACUUAUGUAAUAUAAAUCCAAUGGAGGAUAGGGCCAGUCUUACUGCUAUGAAGAAAACGAACAAUAAAAAUGUUAAUAAAUGAACAGUGAAUAAUCUGACCAUUAUGCUGCGUUUAAUGUUUUGUGUUUGUUGCAACAAGGCUGGCCUAGUAAGGGGGGAUCCUUCCAGAAUAAUAUCAAUUUCCUGAAAUCAGAGAGAUACACAAUAAUUGUUUUAAAAUGUGUAAUGGGUACAUUGAUAGACUGCUGGAAGCAUCUUCCUAGGUUUCAUACAAAUUUCGUCAUUACCAACUGAUAUAAGAAUAUGUUGGUUAUCAUUUAGCCAAUAUUUCUUAUUGAUAACUUAUGAUUCUGUUCUAACUGAAUGAUUUUCAGCCUCUCGGUAGGCCUAAAUUAUUUGGGUUGGGGAUAUUACUGAACAUUGAAUCAGAACGAUUUUCUUUUUCAACACAACUUAGCUGGAUAACAUGACCCAAUGUCAAGACACCACUAUUGAAGGUUAACAACUACUGCUGCUUAUAACUCAAACCAGUAGUCACAUUUUUUUUAUAAUAAAAAUAAGGGUCCCAAUUUGUGUUUAGAAAUUGUUGCAUAGAUGAUAUUGUCAACAACAAUAAAGUACAAUUGAGUAACCUUAAAUCAACGCCUCAGUGCUCUUGUCGUCUUAUCUGAAUACCCCAAUUUGCAUUUAUAACUGAAAGAGUUUGCAUUCGUUAACAAAUGAUGGCAGAUGGAUGAUUUUAUGGUUUAUGGGAUUCCUAGACAUACAGAUAUACAAGCAGAUGAUAGAUAGAAAAAAUUUUCCAAUCCUUAACAUGAAUCAGUGUACAGCAUCAUGUCAAUAAAACUUGCGAAUUUUGUGUGAAACUUCGUGCUGCCAGUUAAUCUUUACGUUUAGUUUGCCAUUUGUCGCUAAAGACGUUUUAUGAAGCUGUGAUAAAGUCCUUAUCAACUGAUACGUAUGAUAUUGACUUCGUUCAGAUGGGAGUACUAUCAUAUUCGUUACUUUUCGUUAUUUUGGAGAUGCGUGCGCAUACUGCGCGUGGCAUUUUUCCGUUUUUGUGAUAAGAGACUAUGUCACCAAAAAAGCAUAGAAUACUGUACAAUACUGGACUGAUGCUGAUAGAUGAAUGAUAUUUCUUCGAUAAUUCGCUGAGUGAGGAAAAAACAUUAAAAUGACCAUUUGAAGUUAGAUGUUUUCUAAUUGACAAUUUUAUGCCAAGAAAGUGGCUCAACAUAAUCAUAUGAAACUGGUUCUUCACUGAGAACAUUAAAAUAGACAUACGUUAAUAUUUGUCACCUUAUUUUAUCGAUGAAAUACUAUAGUUUAUAUACCUUUGUCCAGUAGUGUAUAUCUUGUUUUAAUAAGGUUUGUAUUGAUGAAAACAAUUUAAAUAUAAUGUUACAUAAAACCAUAAUA